UGAGAAGGAGCAGGUACACUUCACGUUUCGAGCUGUUGUUGGGGAGACGCACUCGAGAAAAUCAGGUGAAUCCAACAGAGACGGAGGGCGCGUAGCGGCAGGAGCAGCCGGCACAGUCUUUGCAAAGUCGUGGGCGGGGCACCUUGGCCAGCACUGGAAAUGGGUCGAAACUGCAAAGAGAAGUCAAAAUGGAAGAAUUCCAGUGGAUUCCAAGCACACAGAUCAAGAAAAACACGAAGGAAGUCUGCGAGAUGGACAGGCACCGCAUGCUGUCCUACUGCAGCAAGCACGACGUGUCGCAGGUGCCUCCUAGGAUCUGGGAGUCCGAGCUGCUUCCACCUUCGCUUUCGCUCGACAGGAAACGGGUAAGGAUUCCGGAAGUCGAACACACGAGCCGAGAGGAUCAGGCUCUUGGAGAGGAACAGAAGAUUAAAAUGCUCUUGCAGGGACAUCAGGAAAACAGAUUUUGACACCAAUCGAAGACGAAAGGUCUCGUGGAGAACGGAAUUGUCGACAGGACACAUUUGAGGCUCAAGAACUGUUGCUGGCCCUGAAGCGACGAAAAAUCGACUCUCGACACGAACGAAUUUGCGUUAGGGGAGUUACAGACAGAAUGUACCUGAGCA
Messenger RNA from Toxoplasma gondii ME49, 626 nucleotides. RefSeq lists its product as hypothetical. The transcript is spliced from 2 exons. The coding region runs from base 189 to 470 and encodes 93 amino acids. The record is from RefSeq and is a predicted model, not a curated record. Lineage: Eukaryota; Apicomplexa; Conoidasida; Eucoccidiorida; Sarcocystidae.